Messenger RNA from Trifolium pratense (red clover), 742 nucleotides. RefSeq names its product 60S ribosomal protein L24. The record is from RefSeq and is a predicted model, not a curated record. Gene Ontology annotation, molecular function: structural constituent of ribosome; mRNA binding. Gene Ontology annotation, biological process: cytoplasmic translation. The transcript is spliced from 5 exons. Bases 88 to 579 code for a protein of 163 amino acids. NCBI's taxonomy places the organism in Eukaryota, Viridiplantae, Streptophyta, Magnoliopsida, Fabales, Fabaceae. Gene Ontology annotation, cellular component: cytosolic large ribosomal subunit.
AAGUAAAGAAACCACGUAAUUGAGGGUGUAACCAGAAACGAAACAUUCAUUUUCGGAUUUUAGGGUUAGCAGCUUCCACCAGCAGCCAUGGUUCUCAAAACUGAACUCUGCCGAUUCAGUGGCGCAAAGAUCUACCCAGGAAGAGGCAUCAGAUUUAUUCGUAGUGAUUCUCAGGUUUUCCUGUUUGUGAACUCGAAAUGCAAAAGGUAUUUCCACAACCGUUUGAAGCCUUCAAAGCUCACAUGGACUGCCAUGUACAGAAAGCAGCACAAGAAGGAUAUUGCUCAAGAAGCAGUGAAGAAGAGACGCCGUGCUACCAAGAAGCCAUACUCCAGGUCCAUUGUUGGUGCUACCCUGGAAGUAAUUCAGAAGAAGAGAACUGAGAAGCCUGAAGUUAGAGAUGCAGCUAGGGAAGCUGCUCUUCGUGAAAUUAAAGAGAGGAUUAAGAAAACAAAGGAUGAGAAGAAAGCCAAGAAAGCAGAAGUAGCAUCAAAGGCACAGAAAUCCGGCAAAGGGAAUGUUCAGAAGGGUGGUUUGCCCAAGGGUCCUAAAAUUGGCGGUGGUGGCGGGAAACGCUAAGUGUUCCAGUUUUGGCUUUAAAUUUAAUUACAUUUGGUUUGAAACUUCUGUACGGAUAUAUUUCUUUUUUGCUUGAGUAGACUUUUAUAUUACUGUUUUACAACACUUGUGUUUGGAGCUUCAACAGUACUUGGUUACUGAAUGCAUUUUGCUAGUGGUGCUA